Stylonychia lemnae is the source of this 1635-nucleotide messenger RNA. Lineage: Eukaryota; Ciliophora; Spirotrichea; Sporadotrichida; Oxytrichidae. The record is from the annotation of a GenBank genome assembly.
AUGGGCGAUACAGAAGAUGCAAAUAAUAUACCAAAAAUAAAGAAGAAGAGCUUUAGAGGGGAGUAUAAGGAUUAUACUUAGAUCUAGAGAUCAGGCAAGCUUGCUUUAGAAAAGGAAAAUAAUGAUGAAAAUAAGGAGGAAGAAGAAGAUAAUGAGUUCUUUAAAAAUGAAGAUGAUCAUAUUCAAAUGAACUAAGAUAGAGGUUUAGAAUAAUAAAAGAGAUAGUUUGUUUCUCAAUUAAGUAUGCCACUUGAAACUCCAGAUGUUGUCAGAAGAAUAGUUAGUGAAAAUAUCAAGAACAUAUAUAAAAUGGGCAAACUUAUUGGGAGUGGUAACUUUGGAACUGUAAGAUUAGCUUGUCCUAAAUCUAAUCCUUACAAGUCUGUUGCAGUAAAAUCUAUUCCUAGGGAAAAGAUAGAAGAAGAGAUCUAGAUGCUUGAAUAGGAGUUACUAAUCUUGAUGGAAGUUGAUCAUCCAAAUAUCGUCAAAUUUUAUCAGGUUUACAGAGAUAAAAAAUACUUUCACAUUGUCAUGGAACUUUGUGAUGGCGAAGAACUUUUUGAACAUUUAACUUCUAUUGGGAAAUUUAGUGAACGUGAUGCCUCUAUUAUCAUCAAGCAAAUUCUUUCUGCUAUUAAGCAUUUACAUGAUAAAAAUAUCGCUCAUAGAGAUUUGAAACCAGAAAAUAUAAUAUUUAUGAAUUCAAAAGGAAGUAAUGAAAUCAAUAUAAAGCUAAUAGAUUUCGGCCUCUCUAAAUUGCUAGGAAUAGAUAAUAAGAUAAUGAUGACAAAACUAGGGACACCAUACUAUGUAAGCCCAGAAGUACUUGAAGGCAUUUAUGAUAAAAGGUGUGAUUUGUGGGCAGUUGGAGUAAUCGCCUAUAUAUUGCUAAGCGGUAAUCCUCCUUUCAACGGCAGGAACGAAGUAGACGUAUUUAACAAAAUAAGGUGCUGUGAUUUUGAGUUCCCAGAAAAAUAAUGGUCAUAUAUUUCAGACGAAGCCAAAGAUUUCAUAUCAUAACUGCUUCACCCUUAACCUGAUAAAAGGAUGUCAGCUGAGAAAGGAUUAUAGCAUAAAUGGCUUAAGAGUGCAUCUGAUAAUGUAGAGAUAUGCCAAGAUGUGCUCAACAGACUCCAAAAUUUUAACCAUCCAAAGAAACUUCAACAACAGCUGUUACUUUUACUAGUAAAUUAGAUGGAUGAAAAUGAGUUAAAAACCAGUAAAAAAACCUUCAGAGCUAUUGAUAGAGAUUAUUCCGGACUUAUCAGCCCUGGUGAACUCAAAAAUGCUCUUUCAAUGUCAAAUAAAGGUGAAUUGACAGAUGAAGAUAUAGAAAAUAUUAUAAAGAGGGUAGAUUAUGAUAAUAAUGGAGAAAUAAACUACAGUGAAUUUUUAUCUUGCACUAUUGAUGAAGGUAAUUUAAGUGAACAUAAUCUUUUUGAAUUGUUCAAAUACCUAGAUGUUUUUAGUUAGGGCUACCUAAACAAAGAAAGUUUUGUCAAAACUUUUUAAAGAGCUGGAAAGAACAUAAACGAAGAAAUGGUUGUUGGAAUGCUUUAGGAAUUGAACAUUGAUCCCUUGUCUAAAAUAAACUUCUAAGAUUUUUGUAAAAUUGUCAGGAAUAUAAGUUUCUGA